UAUAUUAAUUUUCUUUGGUUUAAUUUUUUUUCUUCCUUAUAUAUUCAUAAAAAUUUAUAAACCGCUUUAGAGAGAAAUUGUUAAAAAAAUAUUUUAUAUUUUAAAUCGUGAAAAAUUACACUUUAUUAACAUAAUUAUGGAGGAUAUUCAGUCGAUUCUUGAAAAUGAAUAUGUCGAUAUGCAAAGUAUUGAUAGCCAGUGGGUACCAAUUGUUUGCUCAAAAAAUAAUAAAAUCAGAUGUAGGUCUUCAAAUCGAAUGAAAUCAUCAGUUCAACCACCUCUAAUAAUUAAAAAAAAACGAAGAGGGUUCAUAGAGAAAAAAAGACGCGAUAAGAUUAACAAUAGUUUAGUCGAAUUAAAAAGUUUAGUUCCUACAGCCAUUGAAAUGCAAGGCACCACCAAAUUAGAAAAAGCCGAAAUUUUACGAUUGACUGUGGAUUAUGUGAAAAACAUACAAGACAAUGGAGGUGUGAAAAUUGACGAAUAUCAACAGAUUUUGCAAUACUCACUCAAAGGUUAUAAAGAGUGCACUAACGAAAUACGAUUGUAUGCAAACAAAAAGUGUAAAGUUGAUAUGAACCCUAAUUACAUAAAAGAGUUGGUCGAGCAUCUCGAAUAUAAAAUUCAACAAAAAGAAUAUAUUCUUAACGCAAAAAAUAGUAAUACAAUGUGUACACAGCGCAAGGUAUCAAAUACUAAAGUAGAAAACGAAAUUAAAAAUAACAUUCAAUUAUCGCAAGAUCAAACGAUAUUACAAACAUCUUCAAAUAAGUCUUCACCAACAUCGUGCAUCCAUAUGAACAUUGAUAAUUGUUAUGAGGGAAAUCCUCAAUAUUCUAUCUUGCCUAACUUUGAAAUUAAUCAUCAUAAUAAUGGUCAUCAUUUUUCAGAAUAUCCAUGUAAGUCGAUAGCAGAUGAUUCGACCGAUUUGAAUAGUUAUAUAAAAGUUGAAAACACCUCCAAUAUAAAUAAUUACAGUCAAAUACCACAACUUUUGACCUACAACUCAAAUUAUAUACCCAAUCAAAUUAUCAAUAAUGCCCACGUGCCUGCCCCAUUUGGUAAUUUAUCAAUUAAUAUAAAUAAUAUACCGUAUUCAAUACAACAUCCAUCAUUUAAAAAUGAUUCACAAUCUGAGAAAAAUGAAAAUAUCUCGAGUUCUACAGUGUUUAAUGCCCCAGCUCAUUCUCAAUAUACUUGGGGGCGUGAGUUUGUUUUUUAAACAUUAUGAUUUUUAAUGAUAAAAACAUAUUUAUAACAUGGAAAUCAAUGUGUAUUGAUAAAUCUAACGAAUU
Molecule: messenger RNA, 1295 nt
Organism: Gordionus sp. m RMFG-2023
Lineage: Eukaryota; Metazoa; Nematomorpha; Gordioida; Chordodea; Parachordodidae
Exons: 4
Coding region: 137-1222 (361 amino acids)
Biological process (GO): anterior/posterior pattern specification; regulation of transcription by RNA polymerase II; regulation of neurogenesis
Cellular component (GO): nucleus
Molecular function (GO): DNA-binding transcription factor activity, RNA polymerase II-specific; protein dimerization activity; RNA polymerase II cis-regulatory region sequence-specific DNA binding
Source: RefSeq, a predicted model, not a curated record